GCUGAACCACGAUCAGUUUACUAAAAAGUUUCCGACAACUCAGACGGUUGACAACAUCGUUCGAGCACAUUUUUUUAUUUCUUUUUUUAAUUUACAUUUUGGAAACAAAGAAAUUAAAUAAACAUUCACGAAAUUAAACAGUCGGCUCAAUUGAAUUUUAUUAUCAUUUCAAUAUUGAAACGAAAAAAGAACACAAUCAACAUAAAAAAUAACCAAAUAUUUUUUUUGAUUCGGCUAUUCAGUCAUACAUUAUCUGUAAAGGGAAAAAAACGACUCUUAAGUGCACUGUGUAAAAAAAAUAACUUUUUGGAAAGAAAUACAUUUGAAUUCCGCAAAGCAAUAAUCAAUCUAACUGUGUGUGGUUUUCGGUGAUUGCACAUUAUCUGUUUUGCUAUAUUUCUUAUUCAAACGGUAACCAACCUCGUUUGCAAUGUCUACUCACUGGGGCUAUCACUCUCACAACGGACCCGAAAAAUGGCCCGAACUUUUCCCAAUGGCAUCUGGUCACAGACAAUCUCCGGUCAAUAUUCAUCGUGAUGUAACAACUCGCGGUAGUACGUUGAAACAUCCAUUGACUUGGAAAUAUGUUCCCGCAAAUACAAAAAGUUUGAUAAAUCCGGGGUAUAGUUGGCGUGUUGAUGUAAAUGGUGAAGGUUCUGCAUUAAGCGGAGGCCCAUUGUUUACGGACGUUUUUCAAUUGGAACAAUACCAUUGUCAUUGGGGAUGCAGCGAUGGUAAAGGUUCUGAACACACCGUUGAUGGUGUCUCUUAUUCGGGUGAAUUGCAUUUGGUUCAUUGGAACACAACAAAAUAUGCAACAUUUGAUGAAGCUGCUAAGCAUCACGAUGGUUUGGCUGUUUUGGGUGUUUUCUUGAAGAUUGGACGUCAUCACGAAGAAUUGCACAAAAUCACCAAGCUUCUACCAUUCAUUAUGCAUAAAGGCGAUCGCGUUACUUUGAGCGACUCUCCCGAGCCGUGCGAUCCUGGAAAAUUAUUGCCAGAAAGUAAGGCAUUCUGGACAUACUUGGGGUCGUUGACAACUCCACCAUUUUCUGAGUCGGUGAUUUGGAUGGUAAUGAAGGAACCAGUUGAAAUAUCUCACAAGCAAAUUGAAUUGAUGCGUAACUUACGGUGCUAUGAUGUGAACGAUGAGUGUCCAUGUGAUGAAAUGGGCAAAGUUGUUAACAACUAUCGGCCACCAUUGCCAUUGGGCAAUCGAGAAUUGCGUGAAUAUGGACAUCAUUAAAUGUGAUACCGUAUCUUAUUGGUUCGCCUCAGUUUCAGAAGAUGCACACCUAUUUAACACAUAUUUACAUAACAAACUAAAAAAAGCACAUACAAAUUAAAUGAAAAAAAAAAAAGAAAUACACAACAACAUAGAUGAAUAGAGACAGAAUUUUAGAGUUUAGACUAAUACCGUUAAAUGUAGAUUGUUUUGAUGUUGAACAAAAAAGAAACAAAUGCGCAGAUAUUCGUUUGAUUUGAAUUCAAAUUUAUUCCAAUGUUGUGAGCGCUUGAAAUUUGUAAUUCAUUCAAAAACCAGUGUCUACAAUUUAAACACAAAAACCAAAUGCAAUAAGCGGACAAUAUUAUUAUGCGAACCGAUUUCGACAUGUCAAUUGUAAAAUGUUUCGACUUGGAACUUUCAAAGCCGCAUGAAAUCGGGAUUUUUAAAAACGCAGCUAUAUCAUACAUGGCUUCUUUUAUAGAUUUUAGUUUAGAUAGAACGGAAUUCGAGGUAAUAGAGUGAAAUACACUCAGUGAAUUGUGCCUAAAAUGUAUUUUUGAAAUUAUAUUUACUAGACAAAAAAAACUGUGUCAGAAAAACAGCAAAAUAGAUCUGAAAGGAAGCAAAGAAUGUGUAAUGCUUCAAAAUAAUGUAACUGGUUUAAGUUACUAGUUUUUCAAUUUCUGUAAGGAAAUCAGACAAUAGAAUCAAAAAAUUUUCUUUUAUGAAAGAAUUCAAAAUUUUAGUUUUGGUGUUGGUUUCUGGUUGCACGAAACGCACAAUAUCUUUUUUUUUUUGGUGAAUUCCGGGUUGAAUUAUGAAUUAUAGAAAAUUUUCACAGUGUAGAAAAUAAAAUUCUCAAGAAUUUCAAUUGUCUGAUUUUUAUAUUUGAUGCAAUUGGAAUUCGAAUGAAAAAUUAUGCUCUGUUCAAACCGAAAGGUCGGCAGAAGCAAAAAUAAAAUUUCUAAAAAUAUGACAUACAUUUUAGAUUUACAUCUAUUGACAUUUGUGAAAAUAAAAGAAACAAAUAUUUUAUUUUAUUUAG
Messenger RNA from Contarinia nasturtii (swede midge), 2273 nucleotides. It is a transcript of the gene CAH1, whose product is annotated as carbonic anhydrase. NCBI's taxonomy places the organism in Eukaryota, Metazoa, Arthropoda, Insecta, Diptera, Cecidomyiidae. The transcript is spliced from 5 exons. The record is from RefSeq and is a predicted model, not a curated record. Gene Ontology annotation, molecular function: carbonate dehydratase activity; zinc ion binding. Gene Ontology annotation, cellular component: cytoplasm. Bases 431 to 1246 code for a protein of 271 amino acids.